Molecule: messenger RNA, 1839 nt
Organism: Trichobilharzia szidati
Lineage: Eukaryota; Metazoa; Platyhelminthes; Trematoda; Strigeidida; Schistosomatidae
Source: the annotation of a GenBank genome assembly
AUGGAGAUUUCCUACUCGUCUUCAAAUCCUAUUCCCACUUCACAACACAAUAUAGCAUCAUAUUCAAACACAAAAUAUAAUGGUGUGAAUACAAUUACAGAGGAUACUUCACAGAACAAAAUGACACAUUUAAUGCCUUCAUCUGAUUGCCCAAGUGUAGUAUUCCAUGAUAGACCAUCUAGUCCACGACGUCUCACUACAACUAACAAGAAAACAAUGCAUGUACGUGCACUUUUUGAUUACGACCCAACUAUGGAUAGUGGUUUGCCAAGUCGUGGUUUACCUUUUCAACACGGUGAUAUUCUGCAUGUUGUCAACGCUAGUGAUCGUGAAUGGUGGCAAGCUAGACGAAUAUCUUUAGCAUCUGAUGUUGAAAAUGCUCAACCUGUCGGUUCAACUUAUUCUACUAACAACAAUAAUAAUAGCAAUUACAAUAGUACGAGUACACGUACACUUACUUCUACUACUACGUCCACUGGAUUGGGUAUUAUUCCCAGCUGUCAGCGUAUUGAAAGACGUCAGAAGACUCGAUUAAAGCGUGUAAAUUUCGUUGGCAAAGUAACUGUAAUUGGUUCAGCACCUUAUACACAUUCUACUUCCUCUUCAAAUCCAUCUGUUGUGAAUUCGACAGCGCCUCUUUCAUCACCGUGGGACAUAAGUAAUAAUAUUCCUACUACUGAGAACAGUAAUAAUAAUAAUAGUAGCAAUUGUAACAAUAAUAAUAACGGAAGUAUGGUUACUGAUUUCGCAGGCGGUUCAAAUAAUUCUGAUCGCUUAAGAAAUAAUUCUUUAGAUGUGAAUUCAAGAGAUAUUUCACGCAAUAUGUCUAUUGGUUCAGAAUCGAGUAACAAUGAUACUAGCAAAAAAAAGAGAUCAAGCAGUUUGACAAGAAAUCUGUUCAAAUGUUUUUCUCAUCGAGCUAUCAAAAAUGAUUCAGUCAGUGGUGUUCUGACAAUUACGAGGACAGGAUCGUUGGAUGGAGUGAAUCAGAAUCGAUAUCCUGUUGUACGGAGUUAUGAUCUUGUUGUCCCAAUCACGAUAUCUAUGGCACGUCCUUUAAUAUUCUUUGGACCGUUAAAAGACCGUAUAAUUGAUGAAUUACUAUUAAAAGAUGCUAAAUUUACAACAUGUGUACUACACACCAGUAGACCACAAAGACCGAAUGAACGUAAUGGUAUUGAUUAUUACUUUGUCACAUCGAAAUCCGCAAUGGAAGAGGAUAUUAAGCAAGGCAAAUAUAUUGAAAUCGAUAGAUUCCAGGAUAAUUAUUAUGCAAUAAGUAUAGAUUCAAUUCGUUCUAUCCUACAAUCCGGUCGAAUAUGCCUUUUAGACGUUGGAUUAGAUUCAGCAAAGUACCUAGAAGAAAUUGGUCUCUUCCCCAUAACAAUCCUGCUGAAACCCAAAUCUAUUACACAUUUACGUAUGCUGCAGCGUAGGCUAACUGAAGAUCAGGCAAAACGCCUAAUGGAGCUAAUACAACACAUUGAAGAUGAAAACUGGCGAUUUCUUUCGGCUAUUAUGACAUAUGAGAGUAUAGAAAAUCUCUUGACUUCAAUUGACAAAUUUGUACAACUUCAUAGUGGUCCUGUAAUUUGGGUACCAUCCACCAUGUCUGUAACUAAUCCCGGUGUUCAGUGUCCAACUGGUACGUCUACUAUAAAUCAUAAUCAAGUAAUAAUUGGAAAUAAUAGUCAAAAUAUUAGUGCCUUGCUGCCACCGGCACCACAGCCUGUAGCAGCGUCAUCCUCUUCUGUAAAUGCUACCGUCAAUAUCACACAAUACAACAACAACAACAACAGUAAUAACAGACAAAACCCUUCAACUCGCUUCGGUGUUUGA